Trichechus manatus latirostris (Florida manatee) is the source of this 4206-nucleotide messenger RNA. It is a transcript of the gene GRAMD1B, whose product is annotated as GRAM domain containing 1B. Gene Ontology annotation, molecular function: cholesterol transfer activity; cholesterol binding. NCBI's taxonomy places the organism in Eukaryota, Metazoa, Chordata, Mammalia, Sirenia, Trichechidae. Gene Ontology annotation, cellular component: endoplasmic reticulum membrane; plasma membrane; endoplasmic reticulum-plasma membrane contact site. Bases 2087 to 4195 code for a protein of 702 amino acids. The transcript has 20 exons. The record is from RefSeq and is a predicted model, not a curated record. Gene Ontology annotation, biological process: intracellular sterol transport.
GGUAAUUUUACUCCACCCUAUAGGGUCGUUAUGAAUUGGAAUCGACUCGAUGGCAAUGGGUUUGUUUUUGUUUUUGUUUUUUUUUUGGUUUUAGGUAUAAUUUAAGGCAAUUAUUCUAAAUGAUAGUUCCUUGGAUUAGAAGAAUGUAUGUAUAUAUGUAGAAGAAUAUGUGUCAGACUCAAAUCUCUACUCUUUGCCACUGUGUUUUACUGCCUCCUUUUGGAAUCUAUCUGGAUUGUGGCUAAAACAAAAACCUGCCGUCCUUCGGCCUUGAAAAUGGAAGGUUUCUUGAAAAAAAAAAAAAAGAAAGAAAAACAAUCAGGUGAAUAGUUCCUUGCAAGAUUGCUCGAGAAGAAAUUGGCGUUUUGAGGCAGUGAAUACAAAGAAUGUUGGACUUCAAAGUCAGGAGACUUAGGUUUAAAUUUAAGUUUUGUCAUUUAUUACCUAUGGAGCCUUGGACACUUCAGUUUACUCUGAGUUUCACCAUCCUUCACCAUCCUCAUCUGUGGUUAAUGUGAGGUCUAAAGAGUAGCACAUGUGAAAAUGUUUUGUAAACUUCCCCUUGCUGUGCAAGAGUGAAGGAUUAUUGGCAUUAUUUUGUUGAGUGGCUCACAUGGUCCGGAUGUGUGCUUUAGAGUAUGUGGUUACAUACUCACGUGUCAUGAAGCAGCACCUGGGACUUCUCAUGCAUUACACUGUUUGGAAAUGAUGAUUGGAAAAUGGCUCUUCUCCGGGAUGGAUUAGGGGGGAUUAGCAUACCAGGCCCUUCACGGCGGCUUUCCUCUACCUGUUCCCCACCCCUAAAUCUGCUUCUCUGAAACAGAGAAAAACAUCUUUCAGGCUUGCCAUAGGGUUCAGUCUGAAGUGGUAAAAGGCCUGGGGCCAGGAGGGCCACUGCACAAAGUUGAAAAUGUAGAGAGAAUCAGGAGAUCUCAUUGUUCUCAACACUAGGAAAGAGAGGGAAAAACGGUAAAGUCAGCAUGAGAGGGUUUGGGCAUCCAAGGAUGCAGGAGAACAGCACUGAAAUCCUGCAAGUCCAAUCUUGUCUGGUUCAUCUUUUGUAUCCUCACUGCCUGGCACUCUACCUUCCUCUAAUGGUGAUCCAUAAAUGUGUGUCAGCAAAGAUGUACUGAGACCGUAUAUACAAAGUGCUUUAUAAACAAAGAGAAUUCAACUCAAUGGGGAGUGGUAUUUGAGGCAGAUAAUUCUUGCUGUUCUAUCUGAGUUGGGUGGAAGCAUAGUAAGGUGGAGGUCAGAAGCCUUGUGGUGUUCUUUGAGUGUUCUACCUGGGAAUCGUUUUAGCUACCACUUACUGUAAGAUGGCACAAUUUCUUGCUGGCCUUGUUUGCCCUGUGAGCUCAGUGAAUGUAGGCUGAAGUUGACGGGACAAACUCUUGGAAUUAGUACCUGCAUGUCUCCCUAAAUCCCUUGGCUGUAACUGGUUGUGGGGAUUGUUCGAAACACCAGCUGAGGACUGGAGCCCCUCUCAAACCUGUUGGAUUAUGGCGAGAAGUCGGAAAUCGAACUGAGUUACAUCCUCUCAGAUAGCAUCAAAUGGCUAUCGUUCCCUGGAGGGGGAUGGGAAAGCUGAGGGGCAAGUAAGUUGGUGCAGAUGGCUUACUGCAGGCUGUCUUUCCAGGGGACACAGAAACACCUCUCUGCUUCUCUCUCCCCAGGGUCACCUCCUUAUUAUUGCCUUUUGCACUACCUUUCCCCCGGAUGUUCAGUCCCCUCUUCUGUAUAACGGACUGACCCUGUCAUGAUGGCUCAUGGUCCAGCAGGCUGACAACCACCUGGAGCCUCAGGGUUUCUGUUUGACUGCUCAUCUGCCGCUGGUAGCACCUCUCCCUGAUUCUGCCCAGCCUGGUAGGCCAGGUGGUAUCUCUCCGGUGCUGGCGUGUGGCUUUGCAGCAGCCAGCAGAGUAGCCAGCAGAGCAGCCACGAUGAUGAUUCAAGCAAGUUCCUGAGUCCCCGAGUGCGGGAAGAAAGCACUGCCAGUAAUUCAAACCGCAGCACGCCGGCCUGCUCCCCCAUCCUCCGGAAGCGGUCUCACUCACCAACCCCACAGAACCCAGACGGAGACACCAUGGUGGAGAAGGGCUCAGAUCACUCCUCAGACAAGUCCCCAUCCACACCCGAACAGGGUGUGCAGCGCAGCUGCUCCUCACAGUCUGGCCGAAGCAGUGGCAAGAAUUCUAAGAAAAGCCAGAGUUGGUAUAAUGUUUUAAGCCCCACUUACAAGCAGAGAAAUGAAGACUUCAGAAAGCUCUUUAAGCAACUUCCAGACACGGAGCGCCUCAUUGUUGAUUACUCAUGUGCUCUCCAAAGAGACAUUCUUCUUCAGGGCCGACUCUACCUCUCUGAAAAUUGGAUCUGCUUCUACAGCAACAUCUUCCGCUGGGAAACUCUGUUGACAGUCCGUUUGAAAGACAUCUGCUCCAUGACUAAAGAAAAAACAGCUCGCCUCAUUCCCAACGCCAUCCAGGUUUGCACUGACUCGGAAAAGCACUUUUUCACUUCAUUUGGAGCCCGAGAUAGGACAUAUAUGAUGAUGUUCCGACUCUGGCAGAAUGCUCUCCUUGAAAAGCCUCUGUGCCCCAAGGAGCUCUGGCACUUUGUUCACCAGUGCUAUGGGAAUGAGUUGGGCCUGACCAGUGAUGAUGAGGACUAUGUGCCCCCUGAUGAUGACUUCAACACGAUGGGCUACUGUGAGGAGAUCCCCAUAGAAGAGAAUGAAGUGAAUGACAGCUCGUCUAAAAGCAGCAUAGAGACCAAGCCGGAUGCCAGUCCACAGCUGCCCAAGAAAUCCAUCACCAACAGUACACUGACUUCUACAGGGAGCAGCGAAGCCCCCGUCUCGGUGACUCCUCUGUCUCCACUCCAGUUUGAUGGCCUUCCCCUGGAGGAGGAGGUGCUGGAGAGCGACAGGCCCCUGGAGAGAGAGCUCGCCAUUGACAACAUCAUAGCGGAGAAGAUUGAGAUCAUCGCCCCAGUGAACUCCCCUUCCUUGGACUUUAAUGACAAUGAGGACAUCCCUACUGAGCUCAGUGACUCUUCUGACACCCAUGAUGAAGGAGAGGUCCAGGCCUUUUACGAGGACCUGAGUGGCCGGCAGUAUGUGAAUGACGUCUUCAACUUCAGCGUGGACAAGCUCUAUGACCUCCUCUUCACCGACUCCCCCUUCCAGAGGGACUUCAUGGAGCAGCGGCGCUUCUCUGAUAUCAUCUUCCACCCAUGGAAAAAAGAGGAGAAUGGAAACCAGAGCCGAGUGAUUCUUUACACCAUCACCCUUACCAACCCGCUGGCUCCCAAAACGGCCACUGUCAGGGAAACACAGACCAUGUAUAAGGCGAGCCAAGAGAGCGAAUGUUACGUGAUUGACGCCGAAGUCCUCACCCACGACGUGCCAUACCACGACUAUUUCUACACCAUCAAUCGCUACACUCUCACCCGUGUGGCUCGGAACAAGAGUCGGCUCAGGGUCUCCACAGAGCUGCGCUAUCGAAAACAGCCUUGGGGGUUAGUGAAAACUUUCAUCGAGAAGAACUUCUGGAGUGGGCUAGAGGACUACUUCCGCCAUUUAGAGAGUGAGCUGACAAAAACAGAGAGCACCUACUUGGCUGAGAUGCACAGACAGUCUCCCAAGGAGAAGGCCAGCAAGCCCCCGACAGUACGGAGGAGGAAACGUCCCCAUGCCCACCUGCGGGUACCUCACCUGGAAGAGGUGAUGAGCCCUGUCACCACACCCACUGAUGAAGAAGUGGGCCACAGGAUCAAGCAUGUGGCAGGUUCCACGCAGACACGGCACAUCCCUGAGGACACCCCCAGUGGUUUCCACCUACAGAGUGUGUCCAAGCUGCUGCUGGUUAUCAGUUGUGUUCUGGUACUCUUGGUGAUCCUGAACAUGAUGCUCUUCUACAAGCUCUGGAUGUUGGAAUACACCACCCAGACCCUAACUGCCUGGCAGGGUCUUAGGCUCCAAGAAAGGUUACCCCAGUCCCAGACAGAAUGGGCCCAGCUCUUAGAAUCCCAACAAAAGUACCACGAUACUGAGCUCCAAAAAUGGAGGGAGAUCAUCAAGUCCUCCGUGAUGCUUCUUGACCAGAUGAAAGACUCACUCAUCAAUCUUCAGAACGGCAUCAGGUCCCGGGAUUACAUGUCAGAGAGUGAAGAGAAGAGGAACCGCUAUCAUUGACAAGGCAGGAA